Molecule: messenger RNA, 630 nt
Organism: Stylonychia lemnae
Lineage: Eukaryota; Ciliophora; Spirotrichea; Sporadotrichida; Oxytrichidae
Source: the annotation of a GenBank genome assembly
AUGAUAGCAAUUACAAUUACUUGUAUUUCAUAGGAAAAGCAGGAAGCAAUCAUACUUUCUCAAGUCUAUGACUCAAGUCAAAUCAAUCUAUUUCACAGGACCUUUGCUAAAAAAGUACUCAAGAAUGGAAGCAAAGAGUUGACAGAGAGCUUGAUGGAAAAGUUUAAUCCUCACUACCAUGGUAGUACUUUUCAUGUUCUCUAGGAAGGAAAAUAUGAACUUUAAGCAUUUGUUUCAUAUAAUGGACUGAUAUGUAUGAUUGCAGCCUAAAAUGGAAAAUUAGCAGAAAGAUAAUCAAAAAGCAUAUUGAGUGCAUGUAUCAAUGAAUUUGAAUCAUAGUAUGGAUAUGGGAAGAUAUAAAGUACUUAUGAGGAAGAUUAAAAUCUAGAAUUACCAAUAAUGAGUGAAUUUCUAAAAUCCUUUAAUAGUGGCAAGCUAGAUAAUGAUAAAUUAGACGUAGCUUUUGACAAAGUAAAAUAUGUGAAGAAUAUAAUGCAUGACAAUGUCAAAGCAUUACUGAGGAAUACUGAUGAUUUAAAUGAUUUAGACAAGGCAGCUGAAGAAGUAAAGGAAAACGCUAAUUAAUUCAGAAAAGUAGCCAGAAAAAAGAAAUGCUGUGCAAUAUUUUGA